UAUAUUGAUAUAAGACGAAACCUAUUUCUUUCUUUCUUUUUAUAAACAUGAAGAUAAAAAUUAUUAUUCUAACGGUUACAUUUUUAAUAUUCCAAAUCAUUAAUAUAAAUGCACAAAAUAUAUUGGGUUCGGUAAUUAUUCCAUAUAAAACCGUAGAAAUUCCACCAAAUAAUGGAACAUGGUAUCUAUGUUCACAAGAAGCGACAAAAUAUGUUAGUUAUAGCGUAAGAGUAGUAAAUAAUACAUGGCCAUUAACGGAGCCAGAAUUUGGUACAAAAAAAGAGGGAUAUAAUGUAUCACUUUUAACAGCACCAAAAGAAGGAAUUGUUGCUCAAAUAGUUUAUACUUCAUCUUUUAAAUUUGUUCCUUCUUUAUCUUGUUACAUGAAUUUUGUUACUGAAUGUGAUCAAGAUGCUGGCAAUUAUUUAAUGAAAGAUAAUGAAGUUUAUUGCUUGGUUUUGGUAAAUCCUGCUUCUGAAGCAAAACAUACAAAUGUUACCAUUUCUUUUACUAAUUCAGUAUUUGAAAAUCCAUUUACAAGUGAUGAUAAACCUGGUGGAAAUUCUCCUCCAGGAACACAUAAUAGCGCUACUUUAUUAGAAUUCAGUUUUAUUAAUUUAUUUUUAUUAUUAGUUAUUCAUAUGUUAGUAAUUGAAAUUUUAUAAUGUAAAUUUUAAUAGUUAUUGAUGAGCAAAAAAAAAAAAAUUUCUUUGCAUUGGCAAAAUA
Molecule: messenger RNA, 726 nt
Organism: Rhizophagus irregularis DAOM 181602=DAOM 197198
Lineage: Eukaryota; Fungi; Glomeromycota; Glomeromycetes; Glomerales; Glomeraceae
Source: RefSeq, a predicted model, not a curated record